This is a messenger RNA of Raphanus sativus (radish), 1304 nucleotides long. RefSeq names its product histone deacetylase HDT1-like. The record is from RefSeq and is a predicted model, not a curated record. The coding region runs from base 139 to 1095 and encodes 318 amino acids. The transcript is spliced from 8 exons. Gene Ontology annotation, molecular function: RNA binding. Lineage: Eukaryota; Viridiplantae; Streptophyta; Magnoliopsida; Brassicales; Brassicaceae.
AACAUGAAACGGCGUCGUAUGUAGGUGGUUCCCAAAAUCCUUAAAGGAGACCGGACUCUCUUCUUCCCUCUUCCCCAGUUGGCAGAAACCCUAAACUCUCUUUUCCUCUCGAAUCUCUCUUCCUCUCGUAUUCCAACAAUGGAGUUCUGGGGAGCUAAAGUUAAGGCCGGUAAGACUCUCAAGGUGAAGCCUGGUGAAAACUGUCUCAUUCACAUCUCUCAGGCUUCUCUUGGCAAAAAAGCGAAAAAGGAGGGAGUAUCUACCCUCUUGUAUGCCACCGUUGAUGACAAGAAACUCCUCCUCGGAACACUCUCUCAAGAUAGCUUCCCUCACAUCAACUUUGAUCAUCUCCUCUUCGACAGAGAAUUUGAGCUUUCCCAUAGCUUGGACAGAGGAUAUGUCCAUUUCAUUGGCCACCAGCGCAACAAGAAGAAGAAGAGGGCUAAUGAAUCUUCCAAAGUGUCUGUCUCUUUCAAUACAGGUAAGAGCGUGUUACAACCUUGUUUAGAGAGCAAAACAAAUCUGAAGAAGCAGAAAAUACACAAUGAACAUUCUGAGGAAAUCAAAGAAAUGAAUAAAUCUAUCAAAGAGCUGUCUGAAGCUGUGAAAACGCUGCAACGGAUUCUAUUGACAAAAGCCGAUCUACCAGAGGAGAAAGAAGCCCCAAAGGACAAUGAGGAGAAAGAAGAUUCUUGCAAUUUCGGAUGUAAAGAAGCCAAGGGAAACAAUGAGCAAACCAUUUUCGUUAAAGGAUUUGAAAAUCUGCGACCUAGGAAUGAAAUCAAGAAUGCAUUGACCAACUUUUUCGCUUCUUGUGGAGAGGUCACUAGGGUUUAUGUUCCUUUUGAGUGUAGAAACCACCUUCCCUUGGGGUUUGCUUUCAUUGAUCUGAGAAAUGCUAAAGGCAACGAGAAGGCGUUAGAACUAAAUGGAAGUUACAUGGGAGGAAAGGAGCUUGAGGUGACUAUGGCUUGUCGUAGAGACGAAUACUGUGGCUUUAUUGACUUUCAUGGUUGUGAUCGCUGUCAAAUGUUUCUAGCCCCCCCUGUUCGCAACCCCUCCUCGAUUAAAAAGCAUCGUAUUUAUUAUUGGUGAGAUUCACCGUCUACUUCCUUUUGGCAUCAUCCCUUACAGACGAACCGCAGCUAAUAUUGGUCUUUGGUGCUACUCUGUGUUUAUCUAUCAGCUGCAUCAAACCUUUUUUAUUUGACUAAUUUAUGUAGCAUAUUUCAUGUGUUCGUCAAAUAAAAAAAGUUGAUGACAAGAAAUUCCUAUGGUGUCCAAUCAUAUAUGGUGUCUUUCAA